Molecule: messenger RNA, 1714 nt
Organism: Juglans microcarpa x Juglans regia
Lineage: Eukaryota; Viridiplantae; Streptophyta; Magnoliopsida; Fagales; Juglandaceae
Product: UDP-glycosyltransferase 73D1-like
Exons: 1
Coding region: 101-1606 (501 amino acids)
Molecular function (GO): UDP-glycosyltransferase activity
Source: RefSeq, a predicted model, not a curated record
CCCAUUUUACUCGACAUCACAAGCAAUUAGGUGACCGAAACAAAAUCCAUCCUUACCUGCUCUCGCAACCACUAUCAUCGAUCAUUUCUUCAUCUCUGCAAUGGCUUCCAUGAUAACUAGCCAACCUCACUUUGUUUUGAUACCACUUAUGGCACAAGGCCACAUGAUACCCAUGAUAGACAUGGCCAAGCUCUUUGCAGAGCAUGGCGUGAUUGUCAGCUUGGUCACUACCCCCUACAAUGCCUCCAGAUUCGAAACAGCUAUUCAUCGAGCAAUAGAAUCUGGCCUCCCGAUUUUGCUUGUUCAACUGGAAUUUCCAUGCCAACAAGUGGGACUUCCUGCUGGGUAUGAGAAUCUUGACAUCCUCCCUUCACGAGACCUACUAACCAAGUUCUAUGAAGGUCUGAGCAUGCUCCAACAACCUUUAGAAAAGCACCUCCAAAAUCAAAGGCACCCUCCAACUUGCAUCAUAUCUGACAAGUGCCUCUCUUGGACAUCCGACACAGCUCAAAAGUUCAAUAUCCCAAGGCUAGUUUUCCACGGGAUGGGCUGUUUCUCUCUUCUAAGCUCCCAUAAUAUCAAAUUUUACAAUGCACACCGUUCUGUCAGUUCCGACUCAGAACCCUUCGUGAUCCCAGGACUGCCUCAAAGAAUUGAGAUAACAAGAGCCCAGCUUCCAGGUUCAUUUGUUACAUUGCCCGGCUUGGAUGAUGUCCGAGACAAGAUGCAAGAGGCCGAGUCAACAGCUUAUGGGGUUGUUGUGAAUACUUUCAAUGAAUUGGAGCAAGGGAUCGUUGAGGAGUACUGUAAGGCCAUCAAGAAGAAUGUAUGGUGCGUUGGACCAGUUUCUUUAUAUAACAAGGAGAGUUUGGACAAGUUUGAGAGGGGUGACAAAACCUUAAUUGACGAGCAGCAAUGCUUGGGAUGGCUUAACUCGAUGGAACCAAGCUCGGUUAUUUACACUUGUCUGGGUAGUUUAUGCCGCCUAGUUCCCUCACAAAUAAUCGAGCUUGGGCUGGGUCUUGAGGCGUCAAAACAACCAUUUAUUUGGGUAAUUAAAACAGGAGAGAGAUAUUUAGAGUUGGAGGAGUGGCUGGAGAAGGAAAGAUUUGAGGAAAGGAACAAAGGGAGGGGACUCCUGAUCAAGGGAUGGGCUCCCCAAGAUUUCAUUCUGUCUCAUCCUGCAAUCGGAGGUUUCAUUACCCACUGUGGUUGGAACUCAACGAUAGAAAGUGUGUGCCAUGGGGUGCCAAUGAUAACGUGGCCUCUCUUUUCAGAGCAAUUCUUCAAUGAAAAACUGGUGGUAGAAAUUCUGAGGAUUGGGAUUCGAGUAGGGGUGGAGAUUCCCGUCAGAUGGGGGGACGAAGAGACAGUUGGGGUUUUGGUGAAGAAAGAAAAAGUGGAGAAGGCAAUAGCGUUGUUGAUGGAUGGAGGAGAUGAAGGCGUAAGGAGAAGAAAGAAAGCAAGAGAGCUUGGAGAGAUGGCAAGAAGGGCAGUGGAAAAAGGAGGAUCCUCUCAAUUAAACAUGUCAUCUCUCAUCGAAGAUAUAACCAAAUUACAAUCGAUCUGUUCAAGACAAAGAGUAGUAACUAGUAAUUGUAUAUAGCAUAUUAUGUAUAUGGAAAAGUUUUCUUAGAAGCAAUUUCGUGCACCAAAUCGCUCAUCGAUGUUAAAUGUAAGGCAUUUGUUUAAUAAAACAGUGCGAAUUGAAGAC